AUGGCCUUUCUUUGGGUUGUCCUUGGCUUUCUCCUCUUUGGUAGCAGCUCCAGCUGCGGAGUCCUCGCCAUCCACCCCGAGCUGAGUGGCCUGUCCCGGAUCGUCAGUGGGGAGGACGCUGUCCCCAGCUCCUGGCCCUGGCAGGUGUCCUUGCAGACUGGCUCCUGCUUACACUUCUGCGGGGGCUCCCUCAUCAACCAGCACUGGGUGCUCACUGUCGCCCACUGCAGGGUCAGGAAGAGCCACCAUGUGGUGGCUGGGGUGUCUGAUCAUGGCUCUGAUGAGGAGGCUGUCCAGGCGCUGAGGAUCGCGGAGGGACCGCCAGGCGGGCAGGCUGCGGUUUUUGAACACCUGCUGUGGGACAGGAUUAUGGACAGCAACGACAUCGCCCUGCUGAAGCUGGCCACGCCGGCCGGCCCCGCUCUCCAGCACCGUGUCCCCCGUGUGCCUGCCCAGCGCCAGCACCAGCUUCCCCGCGGGCUCCGUCUGCGCCACCACGGGCCGCGGCAAGACCCAGUGCGGCUGCCGGACUCCUCCCCGGACUGGGGGCCGGCGGCCGUGCUCCGCUGGCCCCGGGGUCCGGGCUGGGAGUCCGACGGCCAGCUGUGGUUCGGGGCCCGGGUCGCCAACAAGACCCCCGACAAGCUGCAGCCGGCGGCCCUGCCCCUCCUGUCCAACGCCGAGGGCCAGAAGUUCCGGGGCAGCAAGACCACCGAUGUGAUGAUCUGCGCCGGCGCCAGCGGGGUCUCCCCCUGCAAGGGCGACUCUGGUGGCCCCCUGGUCUGCCAGAAAGACGGAGCCUGGACCCUGGUGGGCAUCGUGUCCUGGGGCAGUAGCUAG
Molecule: messenger RNA, 840 nt
Organism: Mirounga angustirostris (Northern elephant seal)
Lineage: Eukaryota; Metazoa; Chordata; Mammalia; Carnivora; Phocidae
Product: chymotrypsinogen 2-like
Exons: 8
Coding region: 1-840 (279 amino acids)
Biological process (GO): proteolysis
Molecular function (GO): serine-type endopeptidase activity
Source: RefSeq, a predicted model, not a curated record